Messenger RNA from Schistocerca nitens (vagrant locust), 4862 nucleotides. RefSeq names its product catenin delta-2 (gene p120ctn). The record is from RefSeq and is a predicted model, not a curated record. The transcript is spliced from 21 exons. Bases 760 to 3621 code for a protein of 953 amino acids. Gene Ontology annotation, biological process: cell-cell junction assembly; cell-cell adhesion. Gene Ontology annotation, cellular component: nucleus; plasma membrane; adherens junction. Lineage: Eukaryota; Metazoa; Arthropoda; Insecta; Orthoptera; Acrididae. Gene Ontology annotation, molecular function: cadherin binding.
GAGGUGUAUCAUCGUUUGUACAUUGGGUGUGGAACGAUUAUUCGGAUUUAGAAAGCUAGCACUUCCAGCGGAAUCAUCAUAGAAAAACUAUGGAAAUUUUAAUGACUCAUAAAAAUUGUGCGAUAACUGAAACCAAACAUUGCUCUUUGAUUUUACGCCUGCUGUGUUUUACAAUACUGUGGUAGCACGGCCGGGAAGGAAAGGGCGAAGCUGCCUGCUGACGUAAUGGAUAUUGAGGGGAUAUUCUUUACUACUUAAGGUUACUGGUUUUCUGGUGGAAGUUUUGUUAAAGUAAGACUUAAUUUUUCUAAUGUAUGGCGACGUUCAUUUGUGGGUACUGGGACUACAGUCUCGACCGAAUGAAGCUCUUAUAAAUAAAUAAACCACGCAACGGGAAGGUGCAGUGAAAUUGCAUCUCGUAACUGUGCUCAUGAUUGUGAGGUUAUUUCUUGUUUUUGUAGCAUUUAAUGACAGAAAUGCCAUGUUGUUGUGUUUUUAUUCGAAGAAGUGUAUUUCGUGAAUUUCUGUGACGUAAUGAAGCUAAAAUGAAGAGCUCGAAUUUGGGAGAAGAAUGACCGUGAUAAAUGAAAGCAGAACCAAAGCAUUCAAAGAAAGAUAUGGCACCUGAAAAUCUUUAUUGAAAGUUACCUUUCAGUAAUUUUACGUAUGUGGAGAAUAUUUUUGGAGUAGCACCAGUUGCCGUUGACAAGACUCCUGAAUGGCCAACUGAUUUUUUUUUCUUUUUGUGGGACGUAGCAAAUGAAGGUCGUCAUGACCAGCAGUAAUCAGUUAAUUGACUCCUGUUUGCUGGUGAAUCGGCGGAUAGAACAGCGCCAAGAGCACAGCAUUACUCACACGGAAAUUACCCAGAGGAGAGUUCUACAGGAGAAAACGCCAGACAUGCUACAGUAUACUGGUCAACCAGAAUUACAUCAGGGAAACUCUUAUUCACUUGAUAUGACAUACCAUCCAACAAAUGGCCACCAGGAUAAUCACUCACCUAAUUCUUCUCACCUGUCUGUUCAGAGUGGAGAUGGAGCAACUCUUGUGUCUCGUACUCAGAAGCAACAAACUACACAGCAGGUUACUACUUUAACGAAAGUUGUUAGAGAAGUUCAUCAUGUUGGACCUGAUGGUCAGCAAGUUGAUUAUGUUGGUCUUCCAUAUUCAGGAGCUGGAGUUGUACCACCUACAGCUACACCUUCGAAUUAUCCUCCUUUCACAAAUUAUGAGCUAUUGACAGGGCAGGAAGGCUAUCCUCCCAUGGACCCAGCACGGAGGUAUCCAGAUGCUUAUCAUCCGAGUUACCAGGAUUAUGAGCAGUAUCCUCCGCAGCCUGAAUACCCAUACCAAAACCCAGCAUAUCCAGGUGGCUUUGCACCGUAUGGUGAUGCUUCCAACUAUGUGGAACAGCCAGGUUACGUUGAACGGCCAACAACACCACCCAGUCCAAGUGAAAGAAGUGAAUCGCCACCUUUGCAGCAGUCUCUUCAGCAUGAUUAUUUGCGGAAAGGAGCUCCUUAUUCCCAAGCGGGGUACGAUGAACUGGACUCCGCAUUAAUGCCUGGUCGUCAGGAACAUUACCGAAUAACGCCUUCGCCUGGUGCACCUGUAGAUAGAUAUGAUCACAUUUCUCAUCCCUGGAACAUUGAUGAAUCAGGUGAACCAUCACAAUUAACACAUGGAGAAGAUCCGAAACUGGUUUAUGGAUACCCACCGUCUCCAUAUGGCACUGUACCAGCAGCUUAUGGCACUAAUGGUGCAGACCCUAGAGUGUAUGAAGAGAAUGGUGCUGUUCCAAGAACAAUUUUUGAAGAUGAAGAAGAAUUGAGGAAACACUUGUCAAUGCAUCCUGCAAUCCCUUCACCUUCAAUUGAUGAUGACCAGAGAGGCAUGCGAUGGCGGGAUCCUAAUCUGACUGAAGUUAUUGGAUUCCUCAAUAAUCCAAAUAAUGUAAUAAAAGCUAAUGCAGCUGCAUACCUCCAGCAUUUAUGCUACAUGGAUGACCCAAAUAAGCAAAAGACAAGAUCAUUAGGUGGCAUCCCACCCUUAGUUUCACUGCUUUCACAUGAGAGUCCAGAUGUGUACAGAAAUGCAUGCGGAGCCUUACGGAAUCUCUCAUAUGGAAGGCAGAAUGAUGAAAACAAAAGAGCUAUUAAAAAUGCUGGAGGGAUACCUUCAUUAAUUAAUUUGUUGCAGAAGUCAUCAGAUUCUGAAGUAAAAGAACUGGUGACUGGAGUUCUGUGGAAUUUGUCCUCAUGCGAGGACCUAAAAAGAUCAAUAAUAGAUGAUGGCCUUGCAGUGAUUGUGAACCAUGUUAUUAUCCCUCAUUCCGGCUGGGAUUCCACAUCAUCUGGUGAAACAUGUUGGUCAACAAUAUUCAGGAAUGCAUCAGGAGUUUUGCGGAAUGUUAGUUCUGCAGGAGAGUAUGCAAGGAAAAAACUGAGAGAAUGUGAUGGUUUAGUUGACUCCUUGUUGUAUGUUGUGAGGUCGGCGAUUGAAAAAUCAAACAUUGGUAACAAAAGUGUUGAAAACUGUGUAUGUGUGUUGAGAAACUUAUCCUAUAGAUGCCAAGAAGUGGAAGAUCCUCAUUAUGAUAAGCAUCCUGUUCCAACGCAAAGCAGAGUUGGUGCACAGCAGAAAGGUGACAAUUUGGGCUGCUUUGGUGCAAGCAAAAAGAAAAAAGACGCACAGCCCAUUCAACAGAAGGAAACAGCUGCAAGCAGCCGAAGCACAAAUCAACGACUAGAACCUGUCAAAGGAAUGGAACUUCUCUGGCAGCCUGAAGUUGUUCAGUCUUACCUCUCUCUCUUGCAAAGCUGCUCGAAUCCAGAAACGUUGGAGGCAGCUGCAGGUGCACUGCAAAAUCUUGCUGCGUGUUAUUGGCAACCAAGUAUUGAAAUAAGAGCAGCAGUGAGGAAAGAAAAGGGUCUUCCAAUUCUGGUUGAGCUUCUGCGAAUGGAAGUUGACCGGGUUGUCUGUGCUGUAGCAACAGCUCUGAGAAAUUUGGCCAUUGACCAGCGGAACAAGGAACUGAUAGGGAAGUAUGCUAUGCGAGAUCUUGUACAGAAAUUACCGUCCGGAAAUCCACAACAUGAUCAGGGAACAUCAGACGAUACCAUUGCCGCUGUACUUGCAACAUUGAAUGAAGUAAUAAAGAAGAAUGCAGAAUUCUCUAGGUCAUUGCUGGAAGCUGGUGGUGUGGAACGCUUGAUGAAUAUAACAAGACAACGUCAGAAGUAUACACCGAGGGUCCUGAAGUUUGCUGGUCAAGUUCUUUUCACUAUGUGGCAACAUCAAGAACUUAGAGAGGUUUACAAGAAACAUGGUUGGAAAGAGCAGGAUUUUGUUACCAAAACAAUAGCUGCUCGAAAUGCUGGACCUAAUUCUCCAAAUAAUGCUAACAGCACACUGAAUCGACCAAUGGCUAGCCAGGGAGGAACACGAUAUGAAGACAGGACGAUGCAGCGUCCAACAAAUGUAAACAGUACAUCUCGCAGUCCGGGCCCACCCAUGUACCAGCAGGGUGAUGAGAUUCCAAUGGCAGAUAUGUCAUACCCUGAAGGAGGGACGCAUGCCCCACCCCCAGGAGGAGUCCGUACUUACCCUGCCGCUCCUUGAAAAAUCUACAAUUAUAUAAAAAAGACAGGGAAGGGGAAUUGAGCAAGAUCAACUAUAAUAAUCCACUGAACCUGCAUGUGCCACCCAGGAAGAUUGAUUUGCAGGUUAUUGGAAGCCCAAAGUGUCUUUUUGCUCAAUAAUUCUCAUAGUUAAUGCAACAAUUCCUGUUCAUUUAGAGCAGAAAUAUGGGUUGCUUUUGGACUAUGUGGUGCUUUUUAGGACUGGUAGCUGAUUCUAUGUCAGUAUACUUUAAAUAAAUGCUGCAGAACAUGAAUCUGUGAAAGGUGGAAUUUCAGUAGUUGGUGGUAGAUGAGGACAAGGUGUGGAGUUGAUGUAUAUCUGUUAACAGACAUGAAAUUAUGAUACGUUAACUUGCAAAGGUGCCAGCCAAGUUUUGUGAAGUUUACUUGUUAAUUUUUCCAGUGUGUAAUUAUAGUUUGCAUUUUAUUGCUUGGACAUUGUUUGUGCUACAAUUUAUUAAAAUACAUUUUACUAAGAAUUAAAGAAUUAUAUUCUCUCACUUAUGUUAUUAUCUUUGUUUCUGAAAAUUAAGGAUGGAGUCCUCGACUGUAUAAUUUUUAUGUGUAACUUAUUCCAAAAAUAGUUUUUGUGAACUGCUGCAAACAAUUUAUUGUAUCCAUAACUUAGUUAAGUUGGACGUUUUGCAUUAAUGGUAGGAUUAUGUCCCUUAAUUGCAUGAUCUGUCUAGUGCUAACCUAGGCAUAUUUAAUUAUUGAUAAUAUUUGUCAGUGUGAGCAGUAUUUGUAAAGUGUACUUAGUACAAACUUCAGUCAGUCUUAACACAGUCAUGUGUGAACUUUCUUUCCCAAAUGUAUUAAAUAUUAUGUACUUCCAUAGGAAAUUUCUUUUGGUUUCAUUUUUGUUUCUUGUAUCCUAUAUUUUACUGCAUUUUGUAGUCAGGGUAGACUGUUUUAAAUUUUUCUGUAAUUUAUUUAAUCUGCACAUUGUAUAAUCAAUAGCUGCUAUGUUUGUUUGUGUCAAUAAUAAAAACAAAAGGCAGAUAUCUUGAUAACUCACCCAUACUAUAAUUUAAUAUCUUCCUGUUAUUGAUUUAUGACAAUAGUGUAGAAAUUAUAUUUCUUAAUACAUGGACUGUUUUCCACUUUCCAAGUUGUAGAAUUUGUGUUCUUUUUUUGUUUAAUAAAGAUUUUUAGCUUGUUUGUGUAAAAUUGUGUGUUGGCAGUAUACUUUUUGUCUUCUCUUUUCAUUUAACAUCAUUU